AUGUGGCUGUACUUCCAAAGGCAUCCAGCCAGGGGCAGCCUGGGGCAGCCAACUCACACGUUUCUUGGGCAUGACAAUCAUGACACGUCGCAGGUCAAGGGCGGAAGCGCUGGUGGUUCCUACGGGAGCCGCAGCGCUUCAGUCGAGCAGCCUGAGCCUGAGCACUGCAAGUGGAAUUGCGCAAGCAGGCGCGUCUCAGUGCUUGACGGAAUGCCUGUCAUUGCAACCUUUGCCGUGAGACCAAAGCCUACUGCCGGCCUCUACGCCCUUGGCCUCUACGUGCACGCAGUCGAGAACUUGUUCAUCGCAGGACCACGUUGCUAUCAGGGUGCCUCAGGGCAUGAAGACCAUGUCUGGCCAUGUGUGCAAGACUUGGAACUUUAUGGAGGCAUCCGAGGAUGGCUCUGA
Molecule: messenger RNA, 408 nt
Organism: Symbiodinium natans
Lineage: Eukaryota; Dinophyceae; Suessiales; Symbiodiniaceae
Source: the annotation of a GenBank genome assembly